This is a messenger RNA of Brassica rapa (field mustard), 1714 nucleotides long. Its product is annotated as cytosolic sulfotransferase 12. Gene Ontology annotation, molecular function: sulfotransferase activity. NCBI's taxonomy places the organism in Eukaryota, Viridiplantae, Streptophyta, Magnoliopsida, Brassicales, Brassicaceae. The record is from RefSeq and is a predicted model, not a curated record.
AAAGCUAUCUACGAAUUUCCUUAUUGUCAUAAACGUAUCUCGUUGAGCCCAUCAAUUUCCUUAUUGUUGGAGAAGCCUUUCCAAGCCUCAUUUUUAAGCCUAAGGUAAAAGGACAAAGGCAAGGAGCUUUCCGUUUGGUUAAUGUUUACCGGGUUUUCCUUUUGGUUAAUUUACUUAGAGCCGGGUUUACAAAAAGCCGAAUGCAAUCUCACUGUCAAUAAGAUUUUGAUGACAAAAGAAGAAAGGAGUUGAGAAACCCAUUUUAGGCAAAAGAUAGAUUGGGGAAUGAUAAGACAGGAAGACACUUUUGGCUCUUUCAUUAUUUGAAGAAAUUUUAAUAACUUUUUAGAUCAAUCUUUUCCAUUGCAACAUCCAAACAUAUCCAGUACUUGCUUCUGCUCCACAAGUUAAUAAUCUCAUCUUUUUACUUAGAUAUGAUUCGCCUUAGCUCUUCAAGUAAGGUUGUGGCUAUUUUUUUAGGACCAAAAGAUUUAUCGCAAGUAUAUAAAGACACACAACUUCAAUGAGAUAGACUUAAGGAAAAACAUAUAAUAGUUUCUAACAUUUUCAGGAUUUAUCUAUACUCUUGAGAAUGGCAUCAUCAUCUGUUCCUGUGUACUUGAAAGAUGAAAAUCUGACACAAGAAACAAGAGAUCUACUUUCUUCUCUUCCAACCGAGAAAGGUUGGUUAGUCAGUCAAAUGUAUCAAUUCGAAGGAAUUUGGCAGACACAAGCUCUGGUACAAGGAAUCGUGAACUGCCAAAAACAUUUUGAAGCCAACGAUUCCGACGUUAUCCUCGCCACCCUUGCUAAAUCAGGCACCACUUGGUUAAAAGCUCUUCUCUUUGCUCUCAUUCACCGACACAAGUUCCCAGUUUCUGGCAAGCAUCCUCUUCUAGUUACCAAUCCGCACUCCCUUGUACCCUACUUGGAAGGAGAUUACUGCUUAUCUCCUGAGGUCAAUUUCGCCGAGUUGCCUUCUCCAAGACUCAUGCAGACGCACUUAACGCAUCAUUCUCUGCCGGUUUCUAUUAAGAGCUCGUCUUGUAAGAUUAUAUAUUGUUGUAGAAACCCUAAGGACAUGUUUGUUUCCAUAUGGCAUUUUGGGAGGAAACUUGCUCCAGAAAGAACAGCGGAGUACCCGAUUGAAACAGCAGUUGCAGCGUUUUGUAAAGGGAAGUUUAUUGGUGGACCGUUUUGGGAUCAUGUGUUGGAGUACUGGUACGAAAGCCUCAAAAAUCCGAACAAGGUCUUGUUUGUUACAUACGAGGAGCUCAAGAAGCAGACUGAAGUUCAGGUUAAGCGAAUUGCUGAGUUCAUUGGAUGCGGUUUUACUGCUGAGGAAGAAGUGAGUGAGAUUGUGAAGUUGUGUAGCUUUGAGAGUUUGAGUAGUUUGGAAGUUAAUAGACAAGGGAAAUUGCCAAAUGGAAUAGAGUCUAACGCUUUCUUUAGAAAGGGAGAGACUGGAGGAUGGCGAGAUACUUUGAGUGAGUCCUUGGCGGAUGUAAUAGAUAGAACCACUGAACAGAAGUUUGGAGGUUCUGGUCUCAAAUUUUCUUGUUGAAUCAAUCUUUAAGACUUGUUGUUAUGUUCUCUGUUUUCGCUUUCUUCAAUCUUGUGGCUUUGUUGGUUUUUUCCUUGAGGGUUGAGUUUUUGUUGGUCUUCUUCUUGUACGAAUAAAAUGGAUAAUGUUUGUGUUUUCUAAUUUCCACCC